Messenger RNA from Aspergillus nidulans FGSC A4, 762 nucleotides. It is a transcript of the gene psf2, whose product is annotated as DNA replication protein PSF2. Gene Ontology annotation, biological process: DNA replication. Gene Ontology annotation, cellular component: nucleus; nuclear chromosome. NCBI's taxonomy places the organism in Eukaryota, Fungi, Ascomycota, Eurotiomycetes, Eurotiales, Aspergillaceae. The transcript has 3 exons. The coding region runs from base 1 to 762 and encodes 253 amino acids. The record is from RefSeq and is a predicted model, not a curated record.
AUGGAGCUGGUUACAAUCGUCCCUCGGCAGCGCUUAGAGGGCCUCGAGCUCUUAGGUGGUCCCGUCGCACCCCUCAUUCCACCCCGCCGUACAAACGUUCCCCUCUGGCUCGCCCUCCUGCUGAAGCGCCAACGCCGCGCAAAUAUCCUUCCACCACCCUGGCUACAUCCGGAAUCACUGUCACUGAUCCUGGAUAUCGAAACCCGUGACCAGGCCUACCAGCACGCGUUCUCCCCACCUCCACCCCUCCCAGGCCAACCGAGUCUGCGCGAACGCAGCUAUAAAAAAUCAACCGCCCGCCCGCGGUUCACCCCCGAGGGUACCAAGUACUACGCAACCCCGCCGUUCUUGCCGCAGAAUGUCGCGCAAGACCAGGCGUUUGAUGCCUUCGAGAGCGAGCCGCCUACACUACCGUUUCAUUGGCUGGAGGUAGGAACUAUGUUGCUGGAUGCUGCGGCCGAUGAUCUUGUAGAUCCGGAUCAGACGAGAAGGUUGUUGAAGGAGUUGAGAGAGGUUAGAUCUGCGAAGAUUAGGUCCGGCGUUGAAGUGUUGGAUGAUGCGGCGGGCCCUGGAGGAGGUGUGGCGCUUACGGGGGUUGGGGCUAUGGAAAUUGGUGAGGGGAGGGGGUUUAUCAGCGGAGUAGUUGAUGGGUUAAGACGGAUUGGAGCUUCCAAGGAGCAGGCUCGUCGGGAACAGCUAGCGGAUGCGACGAAUCGUGAAUACGACGACAUGCAGGACUAUAACGAUGAGAUGGAGUUCUGA